CUGCCUGGGGGGCGGGGCCGGGCCGGGCGCGCGGCGCCUGCCCGGGGGGCGCCUGCCGGUGCGGGGAUGGCUGGGCGCACGGUGCCCGCCCAGGACGAGGACUCCGGGGAAGGAGGGCGAAUGUCUCCAGCACCGGCGGUGACAGGACCACACCAGGGCCACUGAAUAUUCCCGUGCAAGUUUCUCCGCCUUCCUGUGCGUCAGUAUUUACAUUGGAGUAAUAAGAAAUGCUAUGUCGAAAAUUAAAUGAGGCGGUCAAAGCAGGAAGUGUCCCGUCCCACGUGGAGCCGGCCCCGGAGUAGGGACUCCCAGCAAAGGGGGCGGGCUGGAAGGGGCGGCCCUGAGUCCGGCGAGUGGGCGGGACGGGGCGGAGCAUUCUAAGCCCGGCCAUUCGUCCCCCAGUGUCCGCCUGGUCCACGACUCUCUACCCCAUUGACCACGACACUCUACCUCUGCGCUCCGGACCCCAAUGGCAACAACCGCCAGCCUGGCGUUCCUUCUGCGCCCCCUGCUUCUGUUCCUGCUGUCCGGCUGGCGCCAUGCGGGAUGGGCUGACUCUCACUCUCUCUGGUACAACUUCACCGUCAUCCAUCUGCCCAGACCUGGACAACGGUGGUGUGAGGUCCAAGGCCAGGUGGAUCAGAAGAAUUUCCUCUCCUAUGACUGUGACAGUGACAAAGUCUUAUCUGUGGGUUGCCUAGAAGAGCAGCUGAAUGCCACAGAUGCCUGGGGAAGACAACUGGAAAUGCUGAGCCAGGUGGGGCAGAGGCUCAGACUGGAACUGCCUGGCAUUGAGCUGGAGGAUUUCACCCCCAGUGGACCCGUCAUGAUGCAGGCCAGGAUGUCUUGUGAGUGUGAAGCCGAUGGACACAGCAAAGCAUCCUGGGAGUUCAGAUUUCAUGGACAGAAGUUCCUCCUCUUUGACUCAAACAGCAGAAAGUGGACAGUGGUUCAUGCUGGAGCCAGGCGGAUGAAAGAGAAGUGGGAGGAGGACAGGGAACUGACCGAACUCUUCAGGAAGGUCUCCAUAGGAGACUGCAGGAGCUGGCUUCUGGACUUCCUGAUAUGCAGGGAGAAGAGUCACCUGGAGCCCACAGGUGACUACAGGGGAGCACCGGGAGCAUCUGGAGAUGCCGUCAAGUUACAGCCUUGUCUGUCAGUGUCUGUGGUGCGUGCAGGUGUAUGGGUGUGAGUGGGUGUCAGUGUUUGUGGGUGUGUGUGUGUGUGUGUGUGUGAGUGUGUGAGUUUGAGUAAAACCAUGACCCCUCAUAGGGGACCACCUUUUGGGGCGCCUGUACUCUCCCAUCCUCCUCUCCGUUCUCCCUCCUGACUCCUCUUCCUCACUGCGCGUGCUUCUGCUGCCCUCACUGUGGAUUUCUCGCCAGCCUCAAAACUAUGGGCAUAUUGUGUUUCUAGACCUUUCUCCUUAUAUUUCCCUCCUCCUAGGAUUGCUUUUCCUUUCCUCUCCCUUGGUGUGUUUCUGGAAAUCCAUGAAAACCACCUCCAAUGCCAGCCCGGAGAUCCUCCCUUCCCCGCCCUGGGGCUUCAGCUCUUCUUCCACCACAGCAAGAGUGUGAGCUGUUCUGUCACCUUGCUGCCCUCAGCAACUGUGUGAGUUUUCUGAGGACAGGGGACACCCCCUCUUUGUUCCUGCCCCAGGACCUGUCACAGCUGCUGCACCAUAGCAGAGGGGGACAAAACCUCUGCCUUGCAGGAUGAUCUGGGGUGGCAGGAGCUAAGGAGCUGUCCUCAUAAGAAUUGGGGCGGACAAGGGUUGUCACUCUUGUGUUUCCAUUUCAGCAUCACCCACCGUGACCCCAGGUACAGCCCAACCCAAAUCCAUGGCCACCAGCCUCAGUCCCUGGAGCCUCCUUCUCAUCCUUGUCUGUGUCACCCUAUAUGUCAUCUGAGGAGAGUCUUUAGAGUGACAGGUGGAAGAUGACACCAAGCAGCCCCUGUUAGCCUGGUCUGCCUACCGCUCUCCCUCAGGAAGGCCGCCUGUCUACUCACCACUGUGCCUUUCUGGACAGCCAGGAGGUCAAGCCUUAGCAAGCCCACAGCCCUCAGCAGAUGAUGAGGGCAUUGGAGACCCAACCUCUCAUGCCGUUCAUUACCUUCAGUGAUUGUCCUAGUAGCCAUUUUUCUUCACAUCUUCUGCCACUUUCUCUCGGUGCUAAUGGAUGGAAUUCCUGCACAAGUUAUAACUGGACAAGAAAUCGCAAAAAGCGUUUUCCUUCUACUUCAUUGACUGUGGGAAAGCAGACACUUCUCUGAAGUAUGACCUCAUUCUUCCAAACGGUAUUGCUAGUAAAAUCGCAUGCUGGGCUUCAGACCUCAGGGAUCCUUUCCAUGCACUGACCAAGAAUUCUCUUAAUCCUUUUUACUUUUAUGAUUCUGUCAACCAUAUAGGAGGGAAGCGGCAUAAUCAUCACUCACUGUAAUCUCAGUAAGUGAUGAUCUCCUGGGCUCAAGUGAUCCUCUACACUCAGCCUCUAGAAUAGCUGGGACUGCAGGUGCAUGCCACCAUGCCCGGCAAGUUGUUUUUUUUUUAGAUAGAGACUGGGUCUUCCUAUGUUGCCCAGGCUGGUCUUCAACUCCUGGCCUCAAGCAAUCCUCCCACUUUGGCCUCCCAAUUCUCUGGGAUUACAGACAUGAACCACACUACCUGUUGUAGAAAUUUUUAAUUAUUUAAUAUGAGAAAGUGUUAGAUUCAUGAUUAUUUCAUUUAGUAAUGUAUUAGGUGAUACUUACAGUUAA
This is a messenger RNA of Callithrix jacchus (white-tufted-ear marmoset), 2757 nucleotides long. Lineage: Eukaryota; Metazoa; Chordata; Mammalia; Primates; Cebidae. The record is from RefSeq and is a predicted model, not a curated record.